AUGGACUUACCCACUGGAAGAGUGUUCUCACUGGCAGAUCCACCAAGGGGAAAAAGGGAGGCGUUUGACAAAAUGCUUGAAAGAGGGAGAAUGAAUGAUAGGCGACUUCACUUAACCCCCAUGAGGACUGAGAGCUUCUUCAUCUUGCCUCAUGAGGAAAAUUUCCAGGAUCCCUUCUGGCUGUUCUAG
Molecule: messenger RNA, 189 nt
Organism: Prunus armeniaca (apricot)
Lineage: Eukaryota; Viridiplantae; Streptophyta; Magnoliopsida; Rosales; Rosaceae
Source: the annotation of a GenBank genome assembly